Molecule: messenger RNA, 1542 nt
Organism: Tripterygium wilfordii
Lineage: Eukaryota; Viridiplantae; Streptophyta; Magnoliopsida; Celastrales; Celastraceae
Product: triosephosphate isomerase, chloroplastic-like
Exons: 9
Coding region: 211-1185 (324 amino acids)
Biological process (GO): glycerol catabolic process; glyceraldehyde-3-phosphate biosynthetic process; glycolytic process
Cellular component (GO): cytosol
Molecular function (GO): triose-phosphate isomerase activity
Source: RefSeq, a predicted model, not a curated record
CCACUACCACCUAAUUUUUUCUUUUCCCUUUCCCAACAGUGAUAUCCCACCUACACCCCGAAGUCGCGUGAGCAACAACUUUUCUAUCCAAUUUUUUUCUUCGAGAAGAACACCACAACUUCGAAACCUCCACAGAGAAACUCAACAAUCACAAUCCAACCCGAAACAACAGCAAACCCAAACCGUAGUGAGUGUCUCUCAGCCCCUACGAUGGCAGCAGCGGUCUCAAUGUCUCUAUCGUCUCAACUCUCCGUCGCCAAAUCCGGAACCUCACACUCCCCUCCACAAUUUUCGGGGCUCCGCCGGUCGUGCCCCAAGCUCGACAGCUCUCACUCUCAGCUUUCCUUUCUCCAACACGUCAAUUCCCAGCUCCGUGUCUCCUACUCUCGCAAACCAUCUCGGGCUGUAGCUACCAUGGCCGGCACCGGAACGUUCUUCGUUGGUGGGAACUGGAAAUGUAAUGGGACCACAGAAUCUAUCAGUAAGCUUGUUUCUGACUUGAACAGCGCAAAUUUGGAGGCUGAUGUCGAUGUUGUUGUAGCUCCUCCUUUUCUUUACAUUGAUCAGGUGAAGAACACACUAACAGAUCGAAUUGAGAUAUCUGCGCAAAACUCUUGGGUUGGAAAGGGUGGGGCUUUCACCGGGGAAAUCAGUGUGGAACAAUUGAAAGAUAUUGGCUGUAAAUGGGUUAUCCUUGGGCAUUCUGAGAGAAGACAUAUUAUUGGUGAAAAGGAUGAGUUUAUAGGAAAGAAAGCUGCUUAUGCCUUGAGCAAUGGCCUUGGUGUGAUAGCAUGCAUCGGGGAACUGUUACAAGAAAGAGAAGCAGGAAAAACAUUUGAUGUCUGUUUUGAGCAAUUGAAGGCUUUCGCAGAUGCUGUUCCGAGUUGGGAUGAUGUCGUUAUUGCAUAUGAGCCUGUGUGGGCAAUUGGGACUGGUAAAGUGGCUACACCUGCGCAAGCUCAGGAAGUACAUGUUACUGUUCGUGAUUGGCUUAAAAAGAAUGUCUCCUCCGAAGUUGCGUCUAAAACACGUAUCAUUUAUGGAGGGUCUGUAAAUGGAAGUAAUUGUGCUGAGCUUGCAAAGCAAGAUGACAUUGAUGGUUUUCUAGUUGGUGGUGCUUCGCUGAAGGGUCCUGAAUUUGCCACCAUUGUCAAUUCUGUAUUAUCCAAGAAAGUUGCUGCUUGAUUAGCUUGUAUGAAGUUCUUUUUGGGAGAAAAUAGCUAAUAACAACAUUGUUAGUUGGUGAUGUGAAGUGCUCCAGUGCUUCUGAUGGCAGGAGCAAAUAACGAAGACAAGUAUUCAACAAGUGAGCUAGUUUAUUCAAUAAAGUUUCGAUUAUUUAUCCAGGUUUUUCCCCGGGCUACUUCCUUUUUAUUAAUAAGAGAAAUAUACUAGUUGUUGGUGUUGCAAUGUGGUAAUAAAGUAUCAGUGUGAUGUGUUGUUGUAAUAGUGUCAGUGGCUUAAUGAUGUCCUAGACAAGAAGUCCUGUCUUCCUUUGUGAGUUAAUGCUAUUGAUUGACAUUGAUUUUGAGUUGCCAUCCA